AUGGACAUGGACGCCGACGUUGUUAUGGAGGACGUUGACGACAAGAAGCCCAUUCUGAAAAAGCCCGUCGACUCCACCAAUCCCCAGACCGCAGAACUCACGCCGCAGACGGUGGGCCAGUUGGACCAAUGGAUCGAGCGGUUGGGCAAGUGCGAGCCCCUUAGCGAAAACGAGGUGAAGCAGUUGUGUGACAUGGCCGUUGACGUGUUGCAAUUCGAAGAAAACGUCCAGCCAGUGCUGGUGCCGGUGACGAUUUGUGGUGACGUUCACGGCCAGUUCCACGACCUCAUCGAGCUUUUCAAAAUUGGUGGCCCUUGUCCCGACACCAACUACUUGUUCAUGGGUGACUACGUCGACCGGGGUUACUACUCGGUGGAGACGGUGUCGUACCUUGUGUGCAUGAAGGUGCGGUACCCGGGGCGGAUCACCAUCCUCAGAGGCAACCACGAGUCGCGACAAAUCACUCAGGUGUACGGUUUCUACGACGAGUGCUUGCGAAAGUACGGGUCGGCGACGGUGUGGAAGUUGUUCACCGACCUCUUUGACUACUUCCCGAUCACGGCGUUGGUGGACAAUAAGAUCUUCUGUUUGCAUGGUGGGUUGCUGCCAAUGGUGGAGACCAUCGACCAGGUGCGCGAGCUUAAUCGUAUCCAAGAAGUGCCCCACGAAGGGCCGAUGUGCGAUUUGUUGUGGUCGGAUCCUGACGACCGUGGCGGGUGGGGGAUAUCGCCCAGAGGUGCCGGUUUCACGUUUGGCCAAGAUAUCUCCGAGCAAUUCAACCACACCAACGACUUGUCGCUCAUUGCCCGCGCCCACCAGUUGGUGAUGGAAGGGUUUUCGUGGUCGCAUCAAGAGGCGGUGGUGACGAUCUUCUCCGCCCCCAACUACUGCUACCGUUGCGGUAACCAGGCCGCCAUCAUGGAGGUCGACGAACAGCACAACAGACAGUUCUUGCAGUACGACCCCAGUGUGCGCCCGGGCGAGCCCACCGUCACUAGGAAAACCCCGGACUACUUUUUGUAA
This is a messenger RNA of Diutina rugosa, 1023 nucleotides long. It is a transcript of the gene PPH21, whose product is annotated as phosphoprotein phosphatase 2A catalytic subunit. Bases 1 to 1023 code for a protein of 340 amino acids. The transcript has a single exon. The record is from RefSeq and is a predicted model, not a curated record. Gene Ontology annotation, cellular component: cytosol. Lineage: Eukaryota; Fungi; Ascomycota; Pichiomycetes; Serinales; Debaryomycetaceae. Gene Ontology annotation, biological process: peptidyl-serine dephosphorylation; mitotic cell cycle. Gene Ontology annotation, molecular function: protein serine/threonine phosphatase activity.